UUUAAAGGCAUCCCUUACGCCUUUGAAAAAUGUAGAGUAUCACGAAGGGUCUGUGUUCAUUUUCUGACCGUAAAUUGUAAUAGUGAUGAACGCCCCCGGGGUACGAGUGGGUGAGCAGAGCGGCCAGCCAGUGCCUGCUGCAUCCAAAGGGGGCGCUGCAGGCCUCCUUUCGGCCGCACCUGGCCCAGGACCUCCGCAGCUCUGCAACGCUGCAGCCCGAAAGGUUCGCCGCUGGCCGGCGGGGCGCCCAACCCAGACCCCGGGAAGACCCACGGACACUGCGGAAACUACCGCCUAUGAGCGGGCCAUCAGAACCUGUGGCACAACACAGGCCAGAAACACCAGCAUCCAAGAUGAAGGUGAUUUUCUCUUUAAUGGACUGCAUGCCCCACAAAAGAUCUUAUUCUGAAGGCCAUGGAACAUGUCUACCCACAUGGAUCAAGUGGGCAGACAAAGAAAACAGUUUAAAGGUCCUGUGGGAAGUGGGGAGUGCCGGGGAGAGCUCCUGAAGACAACAGGAAUUCCAAGUCUGGCACUCAGGAGAAAUCGUCCUUUCAGACUGAGUAGUUAGGAAAAACUUCCCUGAAGGAGGAGGGAUUGAGAUUGAGAUGGGCAUGGAAUCCAGAAAUUAGGCAGGGGAAGCAUACUCCUAUUUGGAAGAACCCUGACCACAGAAGUCAGCUCAAAGAGAUCAGCAUGACCCAACCAGGAAUUCGCUGUCAGAAGUCUAACGGAAAAAAUGCUGGCCAUAAUCCCCCAGGAGCCAAAGAGUUAACAAAGCUUCUAAAUGUGCCUGAUUUACUUCCAAAAAGGAGCUUCCUCCGCAGGGGAAGAAUUUGACCCAAGGUAUAAAACACUUGGAGCCCUGAGAAAACACACAGCCACACAUAAAUUCAAAGUCAGCUCUGGCUUGCUGGCAGUGGCACCCUUUCAGUUCCUCCAGACGGCUGCUCUCCUGGGCCGUGCAAGCUAUCUCAUGCAGAAGUAUUCCCUCGGCCAGUGGCUUAUCAGACAUUCUUGUCACAUUCCAAUUCUAACACAGUUCCGCCUUAUAAUAAGACCUCAGAUUUGUGCAAAAAUUCAUAUAGAAAGCUCUGCAUUUAUUAUCUUGCUGUGCACAGCAGUGGUAUGGGGUCAGCAGGGAGGGUACCAUGGAUUCAAUAAGCAUAUUUUUCUAACCCCAGUUUGAGACCCAUAAUAUGACAAAUGCGGGAUAUUUAUGGAGACAACAAGCCACAACUGGGACUGCCACUUUCAAGAGCCAUCAUUAUAGAUUCAAAUCAAAUAAAACACCAGUAUGGGAGAAACUUGGUUGAACAGAAACACAUGUUAAAGAACGAAGGGGUUUUGGUUGAGAAACUUAGUGAAUCAGUGUGACAGGACCCUUAAAAAGGCUACUGUGAUUGUAGACUGUGGGGAAGUACAAAAAUAAGUGAAUUCUCUAUUCUGCUAGUUAGAACUCACAGAAACCAUUUUAUUCUGUUCUACAGAGCAGACAGAUAUUGAGACACAGAAACAAAUAGGAAUGUGUUCAGAGAAGACCAACUAAAUGAAUUGCAAACUAAAGGUGUAACAGCUCUCAUAUUUUAAGCUCCUACCAUGAGCACAGAUCUUCAACCAAUAUAUCCCUAAUCCUCACAGUAGCCUGGCUAGACGAGUAUUUUCACUCACAGAUUUCAGAGAGAUACAGCAGCUCGGAGCGCUGAGUGUUAGAUGUGAAGGGGCUGGGAACUGAACGCAGAUGUGCCUGGCUCCAAAGCUGGCCCUCUUUCCACUACUCCACACUGCCUCCCUGUUUGAAAUAGCUGGGCAUGUUUAUUUAGUUUGAAGAAAAGAAGCCUUGUGGAGUAAGUAAAAGAAGGAAAUGUGUUUGCAGUCCUCAAAUAUUUGUGGAAGCAGCAUUAGACAUUUUAUUCUGUAUGGCUCCAAUGAGUGCAAAUUAUAGAGAAACAGAUGUCGAUUCAACAUAAAGAAUUUUCCAACAGUAGGGGCUGUCUAGAGGGAUUGGGUGGCUUGGCGAUUUGGGGAUGUGACAAAUUCCCUGUCACUGGGGGCUGGGGAACCCUGUUGCAGGUAUGCAAGCUCUGCAUGUAAGACUGAAUGACCUGUGAGGUCUUUUCCCAUCUGGUGUAAAAUAAGGCUCCAAGAUGAACUGGAACUUGACCAAGGUGAUCCUCUACUGAGGGGACAAAUCCACAAAUCAAUCUUCCCUAGUUAUGUCCUCAGCCCAGAACCCUUUGUACAACAUGCUGCUUCCUGCUGAAGGCAAGACAAAUUGAAGACAUUAUCAAUUAAAUCACAUAAACCUGACUCUCAACCAAAUUAACCAAUAUGGCCAGGCACAAUGGCUCACACCUGUAAUCCCAGCACUUUGGGAGCCUGAAGUGGGCAGAUCACUUGAGGUCGGGAGUUCGAGACCAACAUGGUGAAACAUGGUGAAACCUGUCUCUACCAAAAAUACAAAAAUUAGCAGUGUGUGGUGGUGUGUGCCUGUAGUCCCAGCUACUCGAGAAGGCUAGCUUGAGCCCGGAGGCAGAAGUUGCAGUGAGCCGAGAUGGUGCCAAUGCAUUCCAGUCCCGGCAACAGAGAGAGAUUUUGUCUCAAAAUAAUAAUAAUAAUAAUAAUUAACAAAUAUAUUCCUGAAGCGACUGGUGUCUUCCUCUUCAUUUUCAGGUAAAAGUCUUUGGCUAUAAAAAAGCUCAAAAGAUGAGUGGUAAAAGAUGAGUGGUAGAGGGAAGCAGUGGAACUGAAUAAUCUCUUAUCCAAAUAAGAUGACCCUAAAUAACAGAUGGCUGUUUCUCCAGGUGACAGUAUUAGUGGGCACCCCUAAACUAUCCUCAUACCCCUCCUGCAUUACUCCACAUAUCCCAUUAUCCCACACCUGGUACUUCUUCACCAGGUACUCCUGGGCCACUACCACGCCUAGAGGACAUCUUAUCCACUCAAACAGAUAAAUAGGCUGAAGGAUUCUAAUUAACUAAUAGAAUCUUGCAUUUUUAUAGCUCUUUACCCUUUCACAUUUAUUAUCUCAUUUGUCACUCACCACAGUCCCCUAAGGAAAACAGCUACUUUCUUUAGACAGGCAAUUUCCUAGCUGCCUGAGGAAGAAAGGGAUCCAAGCAUAAGCACGGUCGCUCUUUCUCGCUUGCUUUUUUUUCCCGUUACUCCUUUCCCAACAUUAGAUGAUGCCUCCAGCCAG
Cebus imitator (Panamanian white-faced capuchin) is the source of this 3199-nucleotide messenger RNA. RefSeq lists its product as uncharacterized. Bases 86 to 409 code for a protein of 107 amino acids. Lineage: Eukaryota; Metazoa; Chordata; Mammalia; Primates; Cebidae. The record is from RefSeq and is a predicted model, not a curated record. The transcript has 2 exons.